Molecule: messenger RNA, 2594 nt
Organism: Daphnia pulicaria
Lineage: Eukaryota; Metazoa; Arthropoda; Branchiopoda; Diplostraca; Daphniidae
Gene: Pgant5
Product: polypeptide N-acetylgalactosaminyltransferase 5-like
Exons: 12
Coding region: 181-2100 (639 amino acids)
Cellular component (GO): Golgi apparatus
Source: RefSeq, a predicted model, not a curated record
AUUAGUCUGCUUGCAAGAUUUCUAUGAAUAGGCCACGUCAUGAAGCUUGCGUUUCUUGAUGCGAAACACUAGUAGUAAUAAAACACACAUCUACAUUUGUCAGGACUUUCUCUGCACAAUUAUACGUGGUGGACUUAUCUUUUCAUUUACCAAGAAGUGCAGGUUUAAAUUGACCUUAGAAUGUUUCGAGGAAGAAUAAGAAUGCAUACAUGCCGCAUCAUCUUGUUUACUUCGUUGGUGUGGUUCCUGCUGGAUGUGGCGGUCCUUUUUUACUACUCGGAUUCGCCGACCCCAUCGCGAGGUAACAAUGUCGGCGAUGGAAAUCCUGGCCCUGUACCCCACAAUUCUAUGGGCAUUCUUGGCGCCCAAGCUGCUGGAGCUCAUCCAGCAAAGCGAGACAUUCUUGAUGAUUCGAAUAACGCCGUGAAUAAUUUCGAUUCGGCAGCAUCACACUCCAACCAGAAGGAUCAGGAGGUUAUAGAAGUGGAUGAACGUGGAUUUUCCUUGAAAUACGCUAAGAAUCGACUUAAGAAAUGGUCGCUAGCGCCUGUCGUUCCAGAACAAGCUGGGCAGCCUGGAGAAAUGGGCAAGCCCGUUCACUUGCCUGCCGAUCAAGAAUCCUUGAUGAGAGAGAAGUUUCGUCUCAACCAGUUCAAUCUGUUGGCCUCAGAUUCUAUUUCUCUAAACCGAUCAUUACCGGACGUUCGUCUGGAAGGGUGUCGUGACAAGUCUUAUCCCGGCCUCCUCCCAACUACCAGUAUCGUCAUCGUUUUUCACAAUGAGGCUUGGUCGACGUUGCUUCGCACUGUGUGGUCCAUCAUAACACGCUCGCCACGUGAAUUGCUGGCUGAAAUUAUCUUGGUGGAUGAUGCAAGCGAAAGAGACUAUCUUGGGAAAGAAUUGGAAGAUCAUGUAGCUAAUUUUCCCGUGCCUGUUCAUGUGCUGCGCACUCACAAGCGUUCAGGACUCAUCCGCGCUCGCCUUAUCGGCGCCAAACAAGUGAAAGGACAGGUCAUCACUUUUCUCGAUGCUCACUGUGAAUGCACUGAAGGCUGGCUGGAACCUCUGUUGGCUCGUGUGGCAGAAAACAGGAAAAUUGUGGUGUGCCCGAUCAUUGAUGUAAUAUCUGACGAAUCCUUUGAAUACGUCACUGCGUCUGAUAUGACAUGGGGAGGCUUUAACUGGAAGCUAAAUUUCCGUUGGUAUCGCGUUCCGCAGCGAGAGAUGGACCGAAGGAAUGGUGAUCGUACCCAGCCAUUGAGGACACCAACAAUGGCCGGAGGACUGUUUUCGAUCGAUAAAGAUUAUUUUGAAGAAAUUGGCACCUACGAUGAAGGCAUGGACAUUUGGGGUGGAGAAAAUCUCGAAAUGUCAUUCAGGGUAUGGCAAUGUGGUGGCGAACUGGAAAUAAUUCCGUGUUCACAUGUUGGUCACGUGUUUCGGGACAAGUCGCCUUAUUCGUUCCCUGGGGGUGUUGCCAAAAUUGUCAACAAAAAUGCCGCAAGAGUAGCCGAGGUCUGGAUGGAUCGCUGGAAGGAUUUCUUCUACGAGAUGAACCCAGGUGCUCGGAGUGUCGAAGUUGGAGAUGUGUCUUCCAGACGUGCAUUGAGAAAGAAACUUCAGUGUAAAAGCUUUCGUUGGUAUCUGGAAAAUGUUUAUCCAGAAUCUCAAAUGCCUUUGGACUAUUUCUUCCUCGGAGAAAUUCGCAAUGCCGAAACGCAGACAUGCUUGGACACAAUGGGUCGCAAAGGAGGUGAAAACGUUGGGAUCUCAUACUGUCAUGGUCUUGGCGGAAAUCAAGUAUUUGCCUAUACUAAACGCCAGCAAAUCAUGUCCGAUGACAACUGUUUGGACGCCACUGGAACUGAUGGAAUUGUUAAACUCAUUCGUUGCCACGGUAUGGGUGGCAACCAAGCGUGGCUUUAUGAAGCUCAGGAUGGACUUAUACGGCACGUGAAUUCCGGACGUUGCUUAUCCAAACCGGAGUCGCGUGAUGUGACUUUGCCCAUCUUGCGAAGAUGUGACGGAUCGGCGGGCCAGCAGUGGAUUAUGAAGAGUCGGUUCAAGUGGCAGGCGACUAUAGACGAUAAUUCCUUGUAAAUUUGCUUCGACCUUUUUCAAACCUUCCAAAGAAAAAAAAAAAGUUAGACAAAACGUGUUGUCGUAUGACACCUGUACAUAAGUGAAAGGUUGCCAUUCAAAUAAGAUUGGAGCUCGUGAUGCCGUCCUCUUUACAACUUCCAUGUUUUCUAAUGUGCCGUCUUUUGUUGAACCACAUGACACAUUCCAUCUCUUUUCGAUUGCAAGGGUGCGUGCUUCGAGAUGAUCAGCAACGACAGUAUGACAUAACAGAGGUUUAGUUGGACUGGACUUCUACUGCUUUUUUGUUUCCAUUCCACAUAUUUCACCUUCUGCAAUACCUGUGCUUUGAUAGGUUUUUCUAAGGUCUCGCAAUCGUAACUUUUUAAGAUAUAUGCUGGAAUAUAAUUAAUGUGGAAAGACUAAUGGACUGACUGAUUCCACAACAUUUUAAAUUAUCCAUCUUCAACUUGUUCCAUAAUUGAAUGAAUACAGAUAUUGUUGUCUAAAAUUUA